AUGGCUGCUCGGUUGAUGGGACCACAACCCGAUGAGAGCAGAUACUCCAGUGCAGGCGGCCACAAUGCAUUCACACGUCGCGAUAGUAUUUCAGCGCUGGCGACCAGUGAACAUGGACCAAACGAUCUCGCGAGCAGCAAGAACGACUCCUCCCUCGCGCCAACCAGCCCACCAGCAACUGUAUCCCUUCGAGAAAUCCUCCUCAACGGUCAAUCAUCAUACUGGAACGACUUCGAUCGAGAUUUCGACUGGAACCUCUUUCCUUCGCCAUCGAUAGCCUCCAGCCAUACAUUCCGCGAGUCCAGCAAUGAAGCCCAUCCGCCAGCGUCACUUCAAGGACAACAAGCGAUGGAAAGUACUCAAACAGCGGCAUUGCCCGCCCAGGGCUUCGGACCCUCCCCACUACCUCACAACCUCGACAGCUACGGGCUGACUGCCAUGGAAGAGUACGAUAUACGACAACGCAUGAAUUUGUACAGCCUGCAGGCACCAGGUGAAGUGCCUCCACUCGAGACUUUAGUGCCUGGCUUGUCGAUGCCGCCCAACGAUGCUCCUGCAUUCGUCUCCGCUGGCGAACGCGAGUAUGAACGAGUACUGCAAGCAGGUGCUGCUGAGGCGCGCAACGCCUUCGACGAGGACGAUGAGCUGGCCGAAGCCUCGGGAGAUGACGAGAACGUACCUCAGGCAUCACCUGCAAGCACUCGGCGAAGAGAAGGUGCCGAGCAUCUUGCGGGUAUGAUGCGCGACUACAUUAUCCAAGGCUUGCAAGGUCCGGCACCAGGCACCGAGCCUGAGGCAGACGACUUACCAGAUAACGUUUCAGACGAUGACCAAGCCGAGGGCGGUGCUGCUCUCGAGGAUCGACCUUGGACUUUCGCGGACGGUGAACAGGAUGAUAUAGAAGCUAUGGGAAAGCUGCAGUUUCCUGACGGUGAGUACUAUAUCAACACCCCUCGCAUCAGGAUUGGACGGAGCCACGAUGCGUUCAAAGAGUACUGCCGGCGUAAGAGGAGAGUCGAGAAUCUUGAGGCGCGGGCUGCGACUGCAAUGGAACAAUAUAAGCAGGAGCCUAGUCAGCCGUCUCACAGCGGCGAUGCGGAUGGUCAACAGGAGCCUUCUUCGAAUUCUGCUCAGUCUCUGGAAGGUCGCCCAGCCAGAGCGCUGCCUAGUAAUUACAGCGAACACGGUGGCAUUGUUGCUUACCCUGAGGAGCCCGUAGAGCCUGCCCGCGCUGCACGAUCUGAGAGGCGUAAGCGGCAUAGACUGUUGCGAGAACAGUCGGAGUCUAGCAAUUCCAUCGUGCCUGCCAACCUUGACGCUUCCAUCUCAGGUGAUCUGCAUCGAAACGGUGGUGGAGAGAUCGACGACUGGGACACCCUCGGCCCGUUCGUUCCAAUUCAUCCUCCGGAACCGGACGACAUCGCUAAAAUCAGCAAGGAGCACGCCGUGAUCGAAUAUGACUGCGAUGAUGAGGUCUGGAAGCUUUAUGUGCAUGGCCUCACGGUACAUAUAAACAACCUAGUUCACAGCCGCGGCGAAGUAGUGGUGCUCAAUCAUCUAGACAGGAUCAAUAUUGUGAAGCUUGAUAUUGUCUUCAUGCUGCCGAUGGACGAUCCUGACCCCAGCUCACCAGGUCCAGCGUCAGGUGUCUUCGCUGACGGCCCCGAGACAUCUGAGAUAGGGACAAGUCCGGUUCGCCACCUCAGCAAUGCCUUCGAUCACGGUGGCGAUGAGGAGGACGAGCAGGCUCCUACUAGCACGAAGAAGAGACCUACGAUAAAGCUGACAGGACUUAAGAAGGCAAAAAAGGCUGGUGCGAAAGACAAGGCACCAGAAGAUAAUGCGGCAAAAGACCCGCGAUCUCCUGAGACUAGCAAGAAGCCUGACAAAGGCAAAAAGCGCAAGGACUCUGAUAACAAGGCAGCUCCAAUCGAACCUCUGAUCGAUCCGGAAUUAAAGGAAGAGCAGGACAAGGACGACAAGCCCUCCAAGCAGCCACGGCCAUCUCCACCACCGAUCGAUCUGAAAGGCACUGGUCUUGAAGAUCUAGCACCCGAGGAGCUACCGCAAAGGCGCUCUGGGCCUGGUCGUCCUCCUGCGAACGGGCGAGUAUCCAAGCGAGACGUGGCGAGCAUCGCUCGGAAAAGGAAAGACCUCGAAAAGGCUGGCCUACCUGUACCUCCUUAUAAUGUUCUGCUUGACACAGUACGGAUUGAGACGAAGAUGCGGGACGCUCAGAACAAGGCCCAGGCAAAGGGACAACCGAUGCCUGCUGACAUCGCUAUGCAAAGUAUUGAGAGCGAGACCAACACCAUGCCAAUGAGCAGACCAAUUCCUACACCCGCCAUAACUGGCGAAGCAAGCACGAGCGCUGUGCCUGUCGAUCUGACCAAGGAGGCACCCCCGAAGCCAAGUAGGACUGCACGGUCGCUUUCGCCACUACCGCCACUCGAACAAUUCACUCCCGAGCAGCUUCAGAAGCCUGGUAUCACUUGUCAAGUCCAGCUGAACACAUGCCUGCUCGCCAUCGGGCCUUCCGAACUCCCACAGAUCUAUCACGAAAUGCAAAAGCGCUUUCCUUACUACCGAACCACCGGCACGAAUGGCUGGCAAAGUAGUGUCCGGCAUAACCUGCAGCAAUUUGAACGAUUUCGAGCUGAGGGCAAGAAUGGUAAAGGCAAGAUCUGGAGUAUCGAUGAGAGUGUGCCGAUUGACAAGGAGAGGGGGAAGAAGCGACGGAGUCCGCAGCCGCCUAAGACGCAACAGAUGCAUCAGCAGCAUAUGCAAAAUGGACAGUGGGUGCCUGGCCAGCCUGCAUAUCCUCAUCAGGGUCAGCCUGCGUACCCCGGUGGACCUUAUCCUUCGCCCUACAAUCAAGGACAGGCCCCACCUGGUUAUGGUACACCUGGCAUGCAAUACCAACAUCCUCAGAACGGCACACAACAACAGCCACAUAUUCAUCAGCCUUCUGGGCGAGCACAAGAACAGCAACCAGGUCCAAGUGGAAGCUUCUCCGAUAUAGUUGCUGAGGUGAUGUUCUUCCGCAACGAGUACAUUUCUUCUUUUCAACCGGGCACUGACGUGCAUAAGAGGGCCGAAGAGGUCUUCACGAGAAUGUGUGAUAUCGAAAGUAAUCGAUUUCACGGAAGUAAUGAGGAGAGGGAGCCGAAGGAUGAGGCGGAGAGGUAUGUGCAGGGGAGGUUGAAGAGGAUUUUCGAGAGAGCCGAUGAGAAAGCAAAGACUGCUACGCCUGCUGCCGGGAGUCAGGCUCCUACACCGGCGCCUACGACUGCGCCGAUGCAGGCUGAUGCGGUGCAGCCGCACCAGCAGCAGCAGCCUCCUCAGACACCUCAACAACAAUCCGCUAAUGCACCGCCAGAGCACGCAAACGGUGGUAAUGCCACAGCUCCUGCACCGGUUGCCACACGCCCUGCACCCAGCAUUCCGCCGAGCAACGGCGCAAUUCCACAAGGCGUCUCCCAAGCCCAAGUACCGUUGCAGAAUGCGCCUACGCCCGCUUCAGCCUCUGGUGUCUCUCUAGGCAACGGCUCGACGGCAUACCCAGCUUCGGCGCACCUACCUCGUCCAGCAUACCCCAUACCACCGCAGCAACCACCAGCAUGGCCUCCUGCGCCGAACGCGCCGCCGACAAAUGCUCCACCCCCGGCCCCUGCCGCUCAAUCAUCGCAAUAUCCUCCAUAUCCGCCUUACCAGCACCCGAUUCCCAGUGCUCCUGCCAGCUACGGUCGACCCGCCGCCCCAGGGAUUACACAGCCUCAAGCACAAUCACACGGGACCGCCAUGGCUACGCCAACAUCGACUGCAUUGAAUCCAAGCACGUCCAUUCCUUGUCCGACAUCUACUACGCCCCUUUCGAAUGGAUAUCCUGCGUCAAUUCCUGCUACUAAUGUGUCCACUGGAAAUGUGCCUCCUGCAACACUUGCUGCCGCUCCUCCUAUGAGUCAAUCGUUUUCGCAUCCUGCUCAAUCCCACACGCCGGCCGCGAGUGCUAACGGUGGGGCGCCUGCUCCGGCUGACGCGGAGAUGGCUCAAGUGGCCGCGUCAGCCAAUCCUGCGGUCCCAUCAGAAAGCUCAGCACCAGCUACAGGUGAUGCGGCAACCCCUUCGCCAGUUCAAACCAAAACCUCUGGUGUGAAGAGAGCCGCAGAGGAUGUAAUACAUGGGCAAGAACCCGAGACGAAACGGGCGAAAGAGCAGUCGAACGUGGCAGCGGGAGGCUCUGCAUGA
Messenger RNA from Recurvomyces mirabilis, 4248 nucleotides. RefSeq lists its product as uncharacterized. The transcript has 2 exons. Gene Ontology annotation, biological process: regulation of ribosomal protein gene transcription by RNA polymerase II. Gene Ontology annotation, cellular component: nucleus. Lineage: Eukaryota; Fungi; Ascomycota; Dothideomycetes; Mycosphaerellales; Teratosphaeriaceae. Gene Ontology annotation, molecular function: sequence-specific DNA binding; protein binding; DNA-binding transcription factor activity. The record is from RefSeq and is a predicted model, not a curated record. The coding region runs from base 1 to 4248 and encodes 1415 amino acids.